UGCGAAGCGAGGAGUCGCCAGCAGACCGGAGCGAGCAGCCAUAACGUUAGGCGGCCAAGAUGAAGACGGCGGAGAGAAAGUUGCGGCUUGUGUUUCGGGUGCUGCGCAUCCUGAGCGGGACGCUGAUGCUGUCCGGCCUGCUGUACCAGGCGGGCGGCACGCUGGUCUCGUUCCUCCGCCACCCGACCGUGGUGGACGUGCUGAUCGAGAGCACGCAGACGCUGCGCUUUCCCGGGAUCUCCGUCUGCGUCACCAACUGGAUCAAGAAGGAUAAGCUGUGCGAGCGGUACCCGAUCUUCUGCAACCUCACGGAGGACAAGGUCCCGGAGCUUCGCCGAGUGCUUGACCAGGACGGGAACCUGGGCGAGAUUGCGCUCGACGCCACCGACGUCAUCCAGACUACCAUCGAGGAUCCCACGCUCUACUACUACAAGUUCAUCCUGGAGGACAAGCAGAUCGUGCAGUCCUUCUCGCGGCUACCCAAGUACAUGUGCUACACGCUCAACUGGAAAGGAAACCAGGAGAUGUCCGCCUACCACGAGUACCCGCCGCUCUUCGACUUCAGCAUGUUCAUCACGUGGAAGAUCAGCCGGCUGGUGUCGCUGGACCGGUACGUGGCCGACGUGGGAUUCCACCACGUGGACAGCCUGGACGCCGGCGCUAAGCACACCGUCAUUCUCGAACCGAACGGAAACUACGAGUACAGCAUCGAGCAGAAAGGCAGCAUUGCUCUACCGGCUCCGUACGACACGAACUGCGUGGACUACAAAAUGUUUGGCAAGCAUCCGUUUUACCCGGCCUACAUGACUCAAACGCUCUGCAUGGAAGAGUGCCGUAUGAACAUCACGUUCCGAAACUGCGGCUGCAUCAUGAAGACGUACCCUUUCCGUAACAAGCUCGACGAAGUCAUGUGCGACGACGCGCAGACGGCUGAUUGCGUCCUCAAGAGAAGCAAAGCCAUCUACGACCGGGUCUGCAGAGAAGCGUGCAGGAAUCCUUGCGAGGAAACUACCUACGACAUCACUUUGGGCUACCAGGGCAGGGAGAGCGGAGUUCCAUUCAACGGGUACUACUACCUGAACAUGAAGCUCACCAUCCCAGUCCGCUACGUUGCCAUACUGAAGACCAUCCCAAUGCACACGUCGUCAACCGUGUUGGCGGUGAUCGGUGGCUACCUGGGUUUCUGGCUGGGCUUGUCCAUGUACAGCGGCGUCACCAAGAUACUCCUCCACGUCCAGGCCGUCAUUGCGAAACGGAUGAAGGACCGCCUCACCAGGGCCAGCCUGGCCUGCCUGUUCCGGACCCUGCGGCUGGUGUGCCAGGCGGUGUGCGCCGCCUUCUGCGUGAUGCAGGCGCGCACCGACAUCCUGCAGUACGAGUCGUACCCGACCGCCGUGAUGUACGGCUACGACCGCAUGGCCGGCAUCCACUUCCCGGCCGUCACGCUGUGCAUGGAGAAAGGAUCAUGA
Molecule: messenger RNA, 1469 nt
Organism: Dermacentor albipictus
Lineage: Eukaryota; Metazoa; Arthropoda; Arachnida; Ixodida; Ixodidae
Source: RefSeq, a predicted model, not a curated record